Molecule: messenger RNA, 712 nt
Organism: Caenorhabditis auriculariae
Lineage: Eukaryota; Metazoa; Nematoda; Chromadorea; Rhabditida; Rhabditidae
Source: the annotation of a GenBank genome assembly
AUGAAGCCACUUCUGAAAGCUUUGAAAAUCGGGAAUCGAGCUGUAGAAGACGUCAAGACGGUUCAGAAACUUCCAAAUUUUGUUCAGAAGACGUCAGGACGUUUUAGAGGUUUUCAGUGUCGGGAAUCAAGGUGCAGAAGACGUCAGAACGUUACAGAAUUUAGAAGAGUCAAGAAUUAAGGUUCAGAAGACGUCAGGACAGUGAAGCAGCUUCAGAAGUCCCCAAAAAUCGAAAAACGAGCUGUAGAAGACGUCAGGACGGUUCAGAAGCUUCAAAAUACCUUUUAGAAGGCGUCAGGACGUUUCAAAGUUGAUAAUCAGAAGACGCCAGGACAGUGAAGCAGCUUCACAAGACGUUGUCAGUUUCGAAAUCUCGUCAGGACAAUUCCAGAAUUUUCAAAGACGUCGAAAGCUUCGAAAUCCCGUUCGGGAGACGUCAGGACAAUACAGAAGCCUCCGAAGAAGACGUCAGGACUGUCGAGAAGUUCCUUUUCCGAAGCAGAAGCACUCAGAAUCCGACAGUCGUUGCGGAAAAACGACGUCUUCUCGGUCCUAGGCGUGGAUCUCGCGUUUUAUUUGCUCGUCGGCGGCAAAAGCCUUUUUAGAAGUGGGCGUGGUCUUGUUGUUCGUCGUCGUAGUCGCCAUUAUUCAGAGCCUUCGCCCGCCCGUCCGAUUCUUUCUCGAGUAUCCGAUUGGCCGAGUGGAGGAGUAG